Messenger RNA from Yamadazyma jaroonii, 594 nucleotides. NCBI's taxonomy places the organism in Eukaryota, Fungi, Ascomycota, Pichiomycetes, Serinales, Debaryomycetaceae. The record is from the annotation of a GenBank genome assembly.
AUGGAUUUAGAUAAGGUACUCUCAUCGACAGAACUGGCAGCAUUGAGGGACAAGGAGAUCGAGAGAAUCCUAGCAUGUCAUAAUAAGGAUUUCUUUGCUAUUUUGGAUAUACCUAGAGAUUUGGAAGGAGUAAAGAAGACAUAUCGAAAGAAAUCAUUAUUGAUACAUCCUGAUAAGUCUGAUCACAAACAAGCAUCAAUUGCCUUUGAUAAACUUAAAAGAGCAUAUGAUAUCGCCAUAUUGGAAGAAGAAUCUUCUGAGGAUCCAGAAAUACAACGAAAAAUUGAUGAAAAGAAGAAAUUGAUCGAUAUUUACAAGUAUGUCGGUGAGAAACCUGUAGAUACUACACGAAAAGAAGUUUAUGAUAUCUUAAUCAAAGAAGACGAAGAAGAGGAAAAAGAAAAACAAAUACAGAAACACAAAGAAGCUCAAGAGCAAGAUCACAUGGAGAGCCUUAAACAACAACGACAAUUGAAGAAAGAAUUCGAUGAGAAAUGGGAAGAUCAAAGAGAAUCAAGAGUCGAAAAUUGGAGGAAUUUUGUAAAAAAGGUCGAAAAAAAGAAGAAACCUAAAAAGAAGAAAGUACUAGCAUAA